GCACACUCCUUGUCCAUCUGCAACUGACUUUCCCUAGCAUGGGCCAGAGCAGGAUGCUGGAGAUGGGGUGUCCAGCCUCGUCCUGGUCAUCUGUCACCCCUCCAGAAGGAAGAGGGCCAUGCCUGUCCCACUCCACCCAUAUUCCCGUGCUGAGAAGCUGCAGUUCCCUCAGGCUUGGCUGGAGAUGCGUCCCAGCUGUGAGGGUGGGAAUGGGAUCCAGGUGCCCUGGAUUGCCAGCAAUUGCUCCCAUUGCCUGAAGGUGCCCAGAGGAGAAGGAAAUGUGUUGCUUAAGGGGAAGAAAUUGGCUGAGGUUAAGCUGAGCCCUGGGCUCUGUACAAAGAGUCCUGUGUGUGAACAGCAGAGGUUUGGGAUGGAGGUGAGGUGCUGUUGCAUAGGUUGCUACCCCUUUUGACUUGAGAGGCAGCAGGAAGGAUUUUGCUCUCCAGGGAAGGUCCCAGGCAGUGUCUGGAGCUGGUAAAUUCUGUGUCCCCUUCAGGGGUUGUUUACAAGCCAUGGCUCGGUCAACAGUGACAGCCCAGAGACCGCAAAGAGCCUGAAACCAAACACUAAUGGCUUGGGUCUGCUAAUGGACCCAGGGCUCUGCCACCUGCUCUGGAGCCAUCAAUGCUGCCGGAGGUGCUUCCCCUGCUCCUGGCCCAUGCCCUCCCUGCCCUAUCCCUGCUGGUCCCCUGCCUGUGGCUGUUUCUCUGCCCAGGUCGUGCUGUGCCACCACAGUGACGGCCUGGGAACGGAGCAGCUCCAGAGGGGACCAAGCCAACCCUCUAAAUCUGGGGGAAGGGUUCAGUGGGAGCAUCUUGCAAUGAGAUCCUGGGGAAAUUCCAGGCUUGUUGGUUCCCAAACUCAGCUGGAUGAGGCCCCAAGGACCCAUCCUUCAUUUGGAGCUGGCACUUCCCUGAAAAAGGGCUUGGACAGAAGUGCUGACUGUCUGCAACCCCUUGUACUGUCUGCUUGGCACUGUACCCCCUGGGACCUUGCCACAGCCUUGGUGGCACGGGCACAGCCACUGUCUGGCAGCAGCAGUGGAGCAUCCCCAUGAUAGCACUGUGCUCCAGGAUCUUCAAGGUGAUCAAUGCUGGAACUGACGUUGUUUACCAGCUGGAUAAUCAAUGAUGGAUUGUGUCAUCCCACCUCUGCCCUGUGCCAUCAUGGCUAUCCCCAGCCCUGAAGAUCUCCUGGCAGACCCAUGCAGGAGGCUCUCAGACCUCUGCUGAGAUCUCGCUUUGGCCAAGCGCUCAGGAUGGGGCAGGUGGAGAGAAACGCUAUCAAUUUUGCCUCUUGAAGUGCAGCAUCAAUAAUUCAGCGCAGAGCAAUCGGUCCCGGCUGGGAAGAGGGAAGAGGCGGGAGAGCCACCCGCAUAGCCCAGCCACAGAUUAAUAUUAAAUGAAGUGGCAGAUUGCUGUCGGCAGGAUAAUUGGUGCCCGCCCAGGGCUGUUCCUGCCUUGGCUGUUCAGGGUACGUGCUGGGGGGCAGACAGGACUGGGGGUGUCUUGGAGACCCCCAACAUAGGGUGUACUGGCCUCUGCCUUCCCUGGGGGCUGCUGCUGCUGUAGAGCUCGGGAUAUGGAGAGAGAAGCAGGGCUGGGAGGUUGCCAAACCCUUCCGGAAUCUGGGGAGAAACAGGAGGGGGGAGCAGCAUGCCUGGGUGCCACCGGCACCCCAAAAGGUGCCAGGCAGAAGGGUGGUGGCAGUGAGCAGAAUGGACCCCUCCUCAUGGCUGGCUCAGGAUGAAGGCCCCUCUGGAGAGUGGAGAAAGCAAGCAUCCCCAUGGUGCUGGUGAGAGCCAAGUCCUGUGCCAAGCCCUGAUUCCUCCCGCUUUCCAGGAACCUCUUUGGCAGGAGUGCUGUGUCUUGGCUGCAGGAGGCACUGGCCCCUUGGGGUGUGAUGCUUUGGUCCCUGGGCUCAGGGUAUCGUCCAGCCUGGUGGGUUUGACAGAUCCCAGAGGUCAAGGUGAGCUUGCUGCAGGGCAGUAGACCUUGGAGCAUGGAAAUCUAGCCUAGGAUAGCUGCAGGCACUCCAGGUUGUAGUUUGGGGUUCCCUGGGCUGGGCUAAACCAGACAUUCCCCAAUCUGCACUGGAUUUAACCCUUGCCCUUCCAUGGGCUAGCAGGUUUGUCAGCUGGCUGGGCAGGGUUGGCUCUCCCAGCAGCCCUGAGCUCCCCAAGGUCCCCAGUACCUGUAGUGCACCCUGUGCCCCUGCUGCUGCAUGGUGACAUGUCCUGCUCAGCCCAGCCAGACCUAAUUAGCUUGUUGAAUCUCUUCUCCCUCCGGCCUUGUGUUAAUCACUUUUCACAUUGCUUCCUUCCCAAUUCCCUCUGGCCUGAUUUGCUCUUACUGCUGCUGAUAUGCCUGGAGAGGGGAGCAAGGAGAUCCAGCUGGACAUGAAAAGGGCCCCCACUCUGUUCCAAGAUGAGCUCUGAGCCAGCAGACGGAGGGGCUCAGGAGAUCACUCAGCCACAGGGAGGUGAGAGAACCACAGGCUGGAGAAAAAGCAAGAAAUGUAGAGAGCAAAGCAGCCUGUUAGAAUAGACUGCCCUUCUUUAUGGUCCUGCUCUGUUGGUGGAGGGUGAAACCUUCAAGUCCAGUGGGAGAAGCUGUGACUCUCUAGCACAAGGUUAUGCUGGGCUGCAGGGUGCUGUGGGAGCUCAUUGGGAUGUCCUUCACCUCUCCCCUGUGAGGAGCAGCAUUAGACCCCAGAACUGGGCGCAGGUGGGAGUAGAAGUGCCCUGGACUGGGCUCUAGGGAGUAUGGAGUCCAUGGUCCCUGGAGUGCUGUUAUCGGGAUGUCAGAUGUGCCAUGCUUGGCUAGAGCAUCCCCUCCCAGGGAUACAGGAGAAUGUCUCAUUCCCCCAUGGGUGCCUGCCCUGGGGCUUGUUCUACUGUUGGGGCAGGAAGUGGCCACAUCAGAAGCAGCUGUUAGGUGAGAGAUGCAUAGACAACUGAAAGCCACCUUCUAAUAACUACUGCUGCCAGGCUGGAGUCUCUCCUGCUGCCCUCAAAGCAGGAUGCUGGGUGGGCUGUGGGGAGCACCCAUCCUGGCUGUCCCUGACAUGCCGCCCUCCCUCCAGCACCCUGUGGAGCACAUUUGCACCCUGUGGAGCAGGUUUCUCUCCAGCAGCAAGCAACCCACCCCGGGCUGGCAGGCCCAGCUGUGGCUGUGACUGACUUGCUGGUGCAGAGAUGCAGAAGAAAAGGGAGGAGAUUAGGGUUGCAGAUGUCUGUGGAGGUGUUCAGUGGACAAAGCUGAAUUCCAAGGCAGGAAACUUGUGCCAUGCAAGGUGGGACACUGUUGGGGGGAAAGUUUGGUGGUUUGUGAUGGGCAGAGGGGAUUUCCUAGGUGGAGCUGCUCCCCGGGCUGGUGACAGCAGUAUCCCAGUAGCGUGUGAUGAACUCGAGGGUCCCAGCAGACUGCACAGUUCCAGUGCCACCACGUGCUGCUGUUGGGGUGGAAGUCAGUGUGGCUGAGCCUCCUCCACCUCCAUGCACCCACUGGUGCCCAUUGUGCACCCCUUUGCAGGUUCCCGUGCCAGGCUGUGUAGUGCAGGGGUGCCCUGCAGGAGAGCUGACCCCCAAGUCCCUUGGGCAGUUUCGUGGGCUCUCCUUCUCUGCAGCCUGUGUGCCCCGAGGGACCCCGGAGGGUGCCAGGGCAGGAAGAGGGAGGGCCAAGGCAGGUCUCUCCUCCCCUGCCCUCCCCUCCCCUGCAUUGCUGGGUCUGUUGCUGCCGGAGCAGCUGCCGGCUGGGGCUCUGUGUCUGGGGGAUGGCGGUGGCUGAGGCACCCUGGGACCUGCAGGGGCUGCAAACCGUGGGCAUCAUCCUGCUGCUCUGCUCCAGCCUCAAGAUCCUCCAUGCUCUGGGCAUCAUCGACCUGACCAGGGGAGGCAACCCGCCAGUCCAAACUAAAAAAGCGCUGAAGCAGCGAUUCCUCAAACUGCUGCCCUGCUGCCGGCCCAAAUCCAUCCCCUCGCUCAGUGAAAACAGUGUUGAGGAUGAGUUUGAGCUCUCCACCGUCUGCCACCGCCCCGAGGGGCUGGAGCAGCUCCAGGAGCAGACCAAGUUCACCCGCAAAGAGCUGCAGGUCCUGUACCGAGGCUUCAAGAAUGAGUGCCCAAGUGGCAUUGUCAACGAAGAAAACUUCAAGCAGAUCUAUUCACAGUUCUUCCCUCAAGGAGACUCCAGCACCUACGCCACCUUCCUCUUCAACGCCUUUGACACCGACCAUGAUGGCUCCGUCAGCUUUGAGGACUUUGUGUCUGGGCUGUCCACCAUCCUGCGGGGCACCAUUGAUGAUCGCCUGAACUGGGCCUUCAACCUCUAUGACCUGAACAAAGAUGGCUGCAUCACCAAAGAGGAAAUGCUGGACAUCAUGAAGUCCAUCUACGACAUGAUGGGCAAAUACACCUACCCGGCCAUGCGGGAGGAAGCACCCCGGGAGCAUGUGGAGAACUUCUUCCAGAAAAUGGACCGGAAUAAGGAUGGUGUGGUGACAAUCGAGGAGUUCCUGGAGUCCUGCCAGAAGGAUGAGAACAUCAUGCGAUCCAUGCAGCUCUUCGACAGCGUGAUUUAGCUCCCGGACCUGCCUCCAGAUGAGCUCUCCUGAACUGGGCCCAGAACCUUCCUCUCUCUCCUGACUUUUUCUUUGAGACUCCCCUCCUCUGGCUGCACAGACACCUCCAUGGAAAGGGGCCUUCCUUCCCUGAGAUGCAGUCGGUGCCGAGAUCUUCCCUUUCCCCUGGCCCAGCUCUGCUUUCCUCCGGGAAUCCCAAGCAGGUGCUCCCAGAUAUUGGAGCAUGGGCAUGGCUGGCACAGGAUGAGAAUUUCACCUGGAUGGACCUCCCUGCACCCAAUCCCGGUGGAAAGGAUGCAUUCUUGGGCUGCAGUAGAGGUUUUCCCCGUGCACACCACCCUGUGCAGCCACAGCUCGCCUACCCUGAUCCUCCCCAGCCCCGGGAGCCCCCCAGUCCCAGCUCCAGCCCAAAUCCUCCAGCAACACUGUCUAGAAACCAGUGAAGUCUUGCAAUAGGCACAGCCAGUGCCUUGGCUUCUUCCCCUGCCCUGGCAGUGCCCUGCUGUGGGAAGAUGUCUGGUGUGUCCACUGUGAGCCACUGGCCACCCUCCCUGUCCUGGGCAAGUGGGUGGGCAGAGGGGCCGUGCCUGGAGAACGCAGCCCCGGGGGUUCAUUGCUGCAUGAGCUAUGGGGAGCAUCCCCUGAUCCCAGGGAUCCCGGUUACACUAUGAGGCUCUUCUGACAGGGGCAGAGGGGUGGCUAGAGGGACUCUGAGGUGAUUUGUGGCACUUGUCCCCCAGGAUGGACAAUGCAGGGUUGGAAGAGCUGCAACCUCAGCCCCUGUCCCUUAGGUUUGGGGUGCUGACACAGGGGGACCCCAGGGAUCCACUUUGAGGCUCCAGUGGAGAGACACCCUUUCCAACCCUUCCUGAGGACGGGACAGCCAGGGUACGAGGACAUGUGGAAGAAGGAGAUGGGCUGGUCUCUGGUGGCCAUUCUGGCCCCAUAGGGGUCACAGCCAUGCUCCUGGCAUCAUUUGCUGCUGACCUUGCCUUGCUCCUGUGCCCUGGCCCAUCCCAGCCCACCUGCUGCCCUGGGAACAGGGUAAUGAGCAAUGAGGCAGAGAGGUGUCCCCACAGGAUAGCCCUGUGCUGGUGACACGGCUGAGCUGGCAGCUCGUGGAGGAGAAAGUCAAGGCUGGGGUUAGACAGGAGUCACUGCCAUGCUGCUGGCAGGCUGGAGGGUCACCUUGGGGCAGGGGACCCUUCUCCUUUUUCCAGCAUGGCCAUGUGAGAGCCUUCCUGGGGACCCUGGGGAUGGGGACCCUGGGUGUUUUUGUCACCACCAUCUCCUUGGAGAUGGUUGUGUGCUGGCAGGCUUGUCCUGCCCACAUACCACUCCCAAGUCAUAGCUGGGAGAGUGAUGCCCAUGGGCUAAUGAUCCCAUGCCAACUCCAGAAGCCCCUCACAGGCAUUGGGAAUGUACCCAGCCCUGGCAGCCCCGACUGUGGCUCCAUUCUCUGUAUCCCUGGCCAGGGGUGGUUUGGGCUGGCCUGAGCUGUGAUGUCUGGGAUCAGCACCUGUGCUGGGGCAGACGCAGGCUGAGGCCCUGGGGCUGGAGACAUUAGAAUUUAACCCCUGGGGCUCUGAGUCAAAGCUAUGGGGCUGCUUCCCACGGGGACCAUCCCUGUCCCAGCCCUUGCAGAUAAUCACAUGUUUUUUAGGCUCAUUUGACACAUUAUUUAUCUCGCAGACAUGGUGUGUUUUUUAGGUUCAUUCAACACACUGUUCAUCUCACAGACCCGUUCCCAGGUUUGCUGUGGGGCCGAGCUCCCACUUGCAGUCUCCUGAGGGUGGGAGGGCCUUAUCCCUCCAUCUCUUGGCCCUGUUCUCCCUCCUCCCAGUUCUCUGGGGUACCCAUUGUUCGCUGCCAUGUGGAGCACCUGCUGCCUCUCCCCUCACGCUGUAGGUCGCAUGGUGUGACCCCCUGCCCCGGGGCAUGGUGACCCACAACCCGCUUGGCAUCUCCAGUCUGUAUAUUUUGUAUUAUAACAAUUAUAUGAGUUAAAAAAAAAAACAAAACAAAAAACCAACAAAAACCAAUAAAAUCUAACCACAAUCGCUAUGCACACUA
This is a messenger RNA of Motacilla alba alba, 6654 nucleotides long. It is a transcript of the gene KCNIP2, whose product is annotated as potassium voltage-gated channel interacting protein 2. The record is from RefSeq and is a predicted model, not a curated record. Gene Ontology annotation, molecular function: potassium channel regulator activity; calcium ion binding. The coding region runs from base 3775 to 4581 and encodes 268 amino acids. Gene Ontology annotation, biological process: regulation of potassium ion transmembrane transport. The transcript has 9 exons. NCBI's taxonomy places the organism in Eukaryota, Metazoa, Chordata, Aves, Passeriformes, Motacillidae. Gene Ontology annotation, cellular component: voltage-gated potassium channel complex.